AAUGUAGUUUGCUUUUUGAGCGUGCGGGCAUCCAUUUUUUUCUGUUUUGAAGUGUUUUGUCUCUCGAAAGAAAGAACGAAUUCAGAGCUCCAAAGAUAUCCUCAAAAGGAAAAAGAAAGAAAUCGAGUAUUUUCACGAGUGUCAAGAAAAGAAAAACUGAAUUCGAAAUGAACUCGGGGAGUGACCGAGGAGCAGAUGGGGAGCUGCCAUCGACGUCCAAGCGUCAAUCCCAAGAUGGCGAAGGACAACCUCCCAAGAGACGCCGGCCGGAGGACGGAGGUGCGUCGGAGACGGACCUGAUGGGGUACACCGCGUUGCAUCGUGCAGCAAUGUGGGGAGACACGAAGAGGAUCAGGGCGCUGCUGGACGGAGCAAUGGACACGAGGGCGAGGGAUCGGAAUGGAAAUAUGCCCCUCCACCUGGCUCUGUUGUGGGACAAGGAGGCCGCGGCAGAGCUGCUGGUGGACGCCGACUGCCUCACGGAUGUCGUGGAUGACAACGGGGGCACCCCUCUGCAUCGCGCUGCCAAGAGUGGGUUCGUGAAUGUCAUCCGUACGCUGCUCGCGGCCGGAGCAGACGCAGUUGCGAAAGACGGAGAUGAACGGACGCCCCUCCAUCACGGCGUGUUCUGGGGGAAUGAGGCCGCGAUGGAGGUGCUGCUGGAGGCCGCCCCCGAAUGCGACGGGCCGGACUGUCAUGGCUGCACCCCCCUGCACUACGCUGCGAGAAGAGGUUUUGUAAGGAUAGCGAGAGCCUUGGUGUCGAGGGGUGCGCGCUUGAAGGCUAAAGAUGUAAAAGGAUACUGUCCCCUGCGCCAUGCCCUGUGGUGGGGACAAGACGGUGUGGCGAGGGUGCUCCUGGCGACGUACGCCUGGAGGACAUUCGAGGUACAUUGGGAAGAGAUGCAGCUCUCGAAGGAUAAGGAGAAGCGCGGCGUCCGGCUGCUCUCCGAGUGCGAGGCCGAGAUGAGGGAGGCCCUGACGGAGGGGUCCCGCCUCUCCCUCCGCGACCUCGCCCGCCGACACCCCUCCCGCCUGACCCGGCGCCUCUCCGACGAGGCGAUCCGGCGGCUCUCGGACCGGGACCUCCUGGCGCGGGACUUCCCGCUCUUCGGCGACCUCCUCCUCGUCCGGCUGGGGGAGGUCCGGGAGAGGAAGGCCCUGGAGGACCGCUUCCUGCGCUGCUUCCCCCUCCUCUGCCCGCCCCUGCCCCCCACCUGCACCGACGUCCUCCUCGCGUGCCUGGCAGACGACGACCUGAGGAUAUCCUCAAAAGGAAAAAGAAAGAAAUCGAGUAUUUUCACGAGUGUCAAGAAAAGAAAAAUUGAAUUCGAAAUGAACUCGGGGAGUGGCCGUGGAGCAGAUGGGGAGCUGCCAUCGACGUCCAAGCGUCAAUCCCAAGAUGGCGAAGGAGAACCUCCACAACCUCCCAAGAGACGCCGGCCGGAGGACGGAGCUGCGUCGGAGACGGAUUGGUUCAGGCGGACCGCGUUGCAUCGUGCGGCAUUGAGCGGAGACACGCAGAGGAUCAGGGAGCUGCUGGAAGGAGGAUGGAACACGAGGGCGAGGGAUCUGAAUGGAAUGACGCCCCUCCACCUGGCCCUGUUGUAUGAGAAGGAGGCCGCGGCGGAGUUGCUGGCGGACGCGGACUGCAUCACGGAUGUGGUGGAUUUCUACAAGCGCACCCCUCUGCAUCUCGCUGCCGAGUGUGGGUUCGUGAAUGUCGUCCGUAUCCUGCUCGCGGGAGGGGCGAAUGCAAGUGCGAAAGACAGAAGUGAAAGCACGCCCCUCCAUUUUGCCGUGAUCUCUAGGAUGGAGGCCGCGGCGGAGGUGCUGCUGGAGGCCGCCGCCGAAUGCGACGGGCCGGACAUGGAAGGCCGCACCCCCCUGCACUACGCUGUGAGAGAAGGUCUCCCGCGGAUAGUUCAAUCUUUGCUGUCGAGGGGUGCGCGUUUGAAGCUUAAAGAUAGAGAUGGACACUGUCCCCUGUACUUGGCCCUGUGGUGUAGACAAGACGAUGUGGCGAGGGUGCUUCUGGCGACCUACGCCUGGAGGAAUAUCGAGGUACAUUGGGGGGAGAUGGGGCUCCCACAGGAGCAAAAGGAGCGCGGCGUCCGGCUGCUCUCCGAGUGCGAGGCCGAGAUGAGGGAGGCCCUGACGGAGGGGUCCCGCCCGCCGACCCCCCUCCCGCCUGGCCCUGCGCCUCUCCGACGAGGCGAUCCGGCGGCUCUCGGACCGGGACUUCCUCCUCGUCCGGCUGCGGGAGGUCCGGGAGAGGAGGGCCCUGGAGGACCGCUUCCUGCGCUGCAUCCCCCUCCUCUGCCCGCCCCUGCCCCCCACGUGCACCGACGUCCUCCUCGCGUACCUGGCGGAGGACGACCUGAGGCACUUCGCCCGGGCCGAGGAGCUCUAGUCCCCGGCGAAAAAGAAAAUAAAGAUCAGGACUUGAACUGUAUGAAUCUUUUGUUUUUGAGUGUGCCCGAGAUAGUUGACUGA
Molecule: messenger RNA, 2495 nt
Organism: Uloborus diversus
Lineage: Eukaryota; Metazoa; Arthropoda; Arachnida; Araneae; Uloboridae
Product: serine/threonine-protein phosphatase 6 regulatory ankyrin repeat subunit B-like
Exons: 7
Coding region: 168-2495 (775 amino acids)
Molecular function (GO): protein binding
Source: RefSeq, a predicted model, not a curated record